AUGUUUAUUCGGAAGCUUUUUGCGACAGGGAUGCUUCCCCUUCGAUGGAUAAUGUUUAUCAUCCUUUGCUGGAAUUGUCAAGGUGAUCGUAAGAAGGCGACGGGGAAUUACUUACGGCACCUAAUUGGUGUUCAAAAUGUGAGUUUUGUUGGCCUUGUUGAGACCAAAAUUGAAUCAUUCUCUAGAACGGAAAUUGAUAGGCUUGUUGGAAGAAAUUGGGACUUCUAUUUUCAGCCUUCGGUUGGGAGGGCUGGCGGCAUUCUUGUUUUGUGGAAGAGCACGGUGGGAUCCUUCCAGGUUAUCUUUCAAUCCGCACAGUGUAUCAUGGGGAGGUUCUGCAAUUUGAGUGCCAUCACCUGGGAGGUGGCCGUGAUCUAUGCUGAUAAGGACAGAUAUGUGGACAAGAAGGGUGGUCGGCCGUUUACUUACACGGCGGCCGCUUGUGAGAUGGGUGAUUUUAUGGCUACCAAUGGCUUGAUUGAUCCUGGAUUUUCUAGUCCUGCCUUCACCUGGACGAAUAACAAGGAUGCAAGAAGAUGGAUUUCCUCCCGGUUGGACAGGUUUUUGAUCAGCUCUUCCAUCCUGGAUGUGUUUCAGGAAUUGCGGGUCCAACAUCUGAUGAGGCUUGCCUCGGAUCACUGUCCGAUCCUUUGCUCCACUCUUGAGCAGCAGCGGAGGGCUUUGUCCCACUGGAUUAGAUUCGAGGAUGUUUGGGCUGGUUUUCCCAAAGCUUGGAAUUUGGUGGCGGAUAAAUGGAUAGUUAAUGAUACUGGGUCCGAAGCCUCUAAGCUGCACAAGAAGUGCCAAAGGACCUUGAAAGCUCUCUUCUUUUGGAGCAAGAAAAAACUCAGGAUGCUAAACCAAUUAAAAGAUGAACUAGAUAAAGAGAUUAAGGAUUUACACGAGCUUCAGUGCUCUCCGGCUGGACUCUAUGAUGUCCAAUAUGAUGCCUUGAGGUAUAAGGUCCAGAUGAUGAAUUCUACCCUUGCCCGAUUAACGAUGUGGUGGAGACUGGGUGCGAACGUGAAGUGGAUUGAAGAAGGGGAUGGUAUUACGCACUUCUUCCAUUCGAUGGCCUCAGCUAGGCGGAGAUCCAACUCGAUUAAUAAGCUAAAGGACCGGGAUGGGCACACUGUCACUGAUCAAGCAGAUGUCAUGAGGGUGAUCCAUCAUUUUUUUGAGCAAAACUGGAGCUGGCUGCAAGUAACGGAAUCUGGCUGGCCUUGUCUUGACCCGCAUGCUGCAAUCUUAGGCCAUGUUGCUGAUAUGCUUGACAGGGAGGUUACUGAGGAGGAAGUUUGGGAUGUUGUCCGAGAGCUGGGACCGAACUGUGCACCGGGGAGAGACGGGGUGACGGUAUCUUUUUUUUAA
Messenger RNA from Dendrobium catenatum, 1371 nucleotides. RefSeq lists its product as uncharacterized. Gene Ontology annotation, molecular function: catalytic activity. Bases 1 to 1371 code for a protein of 456 amino acids. The transcript has 2 exons. Lineage: Eukaryota; Viridiplantae; Streptophyta; Magnoliopsida; Asparagales; Orchidaceae. The record is from RefSeq and is a predicted model, not a curated record.